Pleurotus ostreatus (oyster mushroom) is the source of this 930-nucleotide messenger RNA. RefSeq lists its product as uncharacterized. The coding region runs from base 1 to 930 and encodes 309 amino acids. The transcript is spliced from 11 exons. The record is from RefSeq and is a predicted model, not a curated record. NCBI's taxonomy places the organism in Eukaryota, Fungi, Basidiomycota, Agaricomycetes, Agaricales, Pleurotaceae.
AUGUCGGCCUCCACACUGUUCUCCUUGGUUUCGAGUAUGGCAGCUGUCCAGGUUGGCGUCCUGAUCUCCAGCUUUCUGUUUGGCGUCGCAACUCUGCAAGCAUUUUUCUACUAUGUCACGUAUAAACGCGACCCCUUGCCUUUGAAGCUCUUCUCGGCUUUAGUAUGGUUACUAGAGCUCUCUGGGAUGGUCUUCGCGGCGCAUCUGCUGUAUUCGGCUGCUAUCACGCCGUAUCGAGAGAACCCGUUACUCAUGUUCUUGGAUCCUCCGUACCAAAUCCUUGCAACUAUCCUAGCUAGUAAUUGGUCAGGUUGCGCUGUACAGCUCUACUUCGUCGAUCGCGUCACCAAAUUCACCAAAUUGCGCUGGCCAGCGGUCAUCUGCUGGGCGCUCAUACUGUACACCUUCGUCGCUACCCUAAUCAUCUUCACCGUCGCGCUGAAGCGAGGGCUGGUGGAGUAUACCCUUCACUGGAGAUGGCUGUCCAUUAGCAGCUUGAUCAUUUCGGCGGUUGUCGAUAUCUUCAUUGCUUUGAUCAUGUGCCGUAGUCUCUUCAAACAGCGGAGGACGUUUCUCCAGCAGUACGUCAAAGAACGUAGUGGACAGAAUUAUCACGAUAACUCUCAUAUCGUCGCCGUCGUGGCUGCAAUCUUGAAUCUUGUCCUCCCUUAUCAUCUGAUAUACCUUGGGGUCUACAUAUGUCUGGCAAGAAUUUACGCCAACUCAUUUUUUGCCUCGUUGAAUACGAGACGUACGAUACGCGGGGAUACGGGCAUUGAGUCCUUCAAGGUCGCAUCUCGUUCCACCCGAAUGGACUCUUCAAAUAACACUGCAUAUAACGCUUCAGCCCAGCACUCCAAACCCAUGAGAUAUCCGGUCAAACUUCACUAUAUGGAUGACGGCAGCGGCACUGUAUUGGAUAUAAAGUAA